CCAGUUUUUAUGUAAGUGAUUGAACUAUCAAGAAUUCUAACAAACAGUUAAGUUUGGGCCGACUUUCUACAAAAAAAUAGCUGGAUGAGUAUUCUUCCAUGAGCUAGCAGGAUAUUUCACAGCAGGAGGUUAAGCCUGUAGUACAGUGAUAGAAAUUGUAAUAUGUGGUGUUUUUGUCUUUGCUGUUUAGAUUAAUUCAAGAUUUCUGUUCUCUCUUUCUUCCCUCACGUCUAGCAAAACUGUACAAUCUAAAGUGGACUGCAUUUUGCAAGAAGUUGAGAAGUUUACAGACCUAGAGAAACUCUACCUCUACCUUCAGCUGCCUUCGGGUCCCAGCAAUGGAGACAAAAGUGAUCAGAUCUCCAUGUCAUCCAGCCGUGCCCAGCAGAUGCACGCCUUCUCGUGGAUACGGAACACCUUGGAAGAGCACCCCGAGACAUCCCUUCCCAAGCAGGAGGUUUAUGAUGAAUACAAGAGCUAUUGUGACAAUCUUGGCUACCACCCAUUAAGUGCUGCUGACUUUGGAAAGAUCAUGAAAAAUGUCUUUCCAAAUAUGAAGGCCCGUCGUCUAGGCACAAGAGGCAAAUCAAAAUAUUGCUACAGUGGACUGAGGAAGAAGGCUUUUGUGCAUAUGCCAACACUGCCCAACCUUGACUUUCACAAAACAGGAGAUGGGUUGGAUGGGGCAGAGCCAUCUGGGCAGCUACAAAGUGCUGAUGAGGAAGUCGUCUCUGCGGCCUGCCGGCUUGUUUGUGAAUGGGCCCAGAAAGUGCUGAGCCAGCCUUUUGAUACAGUCCUGGAACUGGCUCGUUUCCUUGUGAAAAGUCACUGUAUCGGUACCAAGUCAAUGGCAGCUUUAACAGUAAUGGCAGGAGCACCAGCAGGAAUAAAAGGGAUCCCCCAGCCCUCAGCUUUUAUACCUACUGCUGAAAGUAAUUCCUUUCAACCGCAAAUGAAAACUCUGCCAUCUCCUGUUGAUGCCAAGCAGCAGCUGCAGCGCAAGAUCCAGAAGAAGCAGCAAGAACAGAAACUGCAGUCUCCUUUGCCAGGAGAGUCUCCAGCAAAGAAAACAGAAGGCACUGCAACCAAUGGCGUGACCAGUAUAUCUAAUGGAAGUCCUGCCAUUCUGUCUCCUCCGCCUAUUGGCAUUGUUGUGGCAGCUGUCCCCAGCCCAAUACCGGUGCCAAGGACCAGGCAGUUGGUGACAUCCCCAAGUCCUAUGGGAUCGUCUGAUAGCAAGGUCCUGCCGCUCAACGUUCAGGUGGUCACUCAGCACAUGCAAUCAGUCAAGCAGCCACCAAAGACUCCCCAGAACGUUCCCGCCAGCCCAGUUGGUGACCGCUCUGCCCGGCAUCGCUACCCACAGAUCUUACCGAAACCAGCAAACACCAGUGCUCUCACCAUCCGCUCUCCCACAACGGUGCUCUUCACCAGUAGCCCAAUCAAGACUGUUGUGCCAGCUCCACAUGUGAAUUCCUUGAAUGUGGUAAAAAUGACAGCAAUAUCUCUUGCCCCAAGCAGCAGUAGUGUGCCCGUCAAACAGACGCCUUCAGGUAGCAGUAAUGCAGGAGCAGCAGAAGAAGGGAGGACUGGUCCACAGAUCAAAAGCGGAUCUGUUGUUUCACUUCAGUCUCCAGGAUCUAAGCCUAGCACUGUUGUAGCUGCACCUGCGGUCAAGGUCAAAAUGGAACCUGAAGCAUUGCUGGAUGAGAACUCAGUACAUGGCCAAGAGAGCUCUGAUGUGUCUAAAUCCAUAAAGGCAACCCCUGACCUGCCUCCUGCUCAACUAAUCAAUUUUGAGGUUGCAACCUUGAAGGUUUCAGCUGAUGAUGUUGUGGAGACAAAACCAGAUAAGGGCUGUGAUCAGGGAGCUGAAGAAGCAGGGACCAAAUAUAAAACACAGUCUGAUGAGAUCACACCAGUUUCUUCAGCAGGCAAUAAUCAAAGCACUAUAAAGGUCUCAGCUGCCAGUCAGAACUUGCCCAGCACCAGCAUCGGUUCACCUCCUACUGGUGAGUCUACAAUGAAAGACAAAACAUGCACUAAAAGUCCGAGAAAGCGACAACCUUCUACACUUCAGGAUUCCCAGUUACCACCUGUAAAGAAACCACUGGUGGAGCAGCUUUCAGCUGGUAAUGCUGUGGAGAGUCAAAAAGCAAACAGUGUUAAGAAGUCUCCGAAGGCUGGAUCAUUAGCCAGCAGUGACAAUACAGCAACACUUGCUCAAGUUCCCAGCAGCAUACCUGUGAAGGUACCUUUACCUUCUGCUGCUGCAAACUUAACAACAGACUUUUCUUUGAGCACCAAUUUAAAUACCAGUGAUUCUUCUUUAGUACAGCAGCUUGCAUCAGCAGCAUCUCCAGAGAUAAAAGUAAAAUUGGAAGGAAACUUAUUUAUCAUAGAAAAUGAUUCAAAAUCUGAUGACAGCUUUAACCCAAGUACGUGGCACCAUAUCACCAAAACCUCCGACUUUGCAUCUGUGAAUUGUGAACAGCAGCAAGACAUCAGUGUUAUGACCAUUGCAGGGCACUCUGGCUCUAGUGACUUACAGGAAUCAGCAUGGGAGCCAGUGGACUGUGAAGGAAUGCAGCAGGAUGUGUACAACCAGCAGUUACAGAGCCAGAUUCAGGACUCCUCCUUGGGUCAAAUACAAGCACAGCCUUCAAAUCAGUUACCUCUGCAGUCGGAGCUGAAAGAGUUUGAGCAUACAGUCCCACAGUCAAAUGACAACUUCUUUUCAUUUGAUGAUGACCUUACCCAGGACAGCAUUGUGGAGGAGCUGGUGCUCAUGGAGGAGCAGAUGUCCAUGAAUAAUUCCCAUCCUUACGGUGGCUGUCUAGGAAUGGCGCUUCAGAGUCAGACUGCCGCUCAAGGAGCUCCCGUGUCAUCUCAUCCAAGCAGCACGCACUUCUAUCAUUCAAUCCAUAACAACAGCACGCCGAUUCACACUCCUACCCCCACACCGACCCCGACUCCCACCCCAACCCCGACUCCAACACCCACCUCUGAAAUGAUCGCUGGGUCUCAGAACAUGUCCCGAGAGAGCCCCUGUUCGAGGCUGGCUCAGACGACUCCUGUAGACAGUGCUCUAGGAAGCAGCCGGCAUACGCCCAUUGGCACGCCGCAUUCCAACUGCAGCAGUAGCGUUCCUCCAAGUCCUGUGGAAUGCAGAAACCCGUUUGCAUUUACUCCCAUCAGCUCCAGUAUGGCUUAUCACGAUGCCAGCAUUAUAUCAAGUAGCCCUGUGAAGCCAAUGCAGCGGCCUAUGGCUACCCAUCCUGACAAAACCAAGCUUGAGUGGAUGAAUAAUGGCUACAGUGGCGUUAGCAACUCAUCGGUUGCAAACCACGGCAUCCUUACGAGCUAUCAGGAGCUGGUGGAAGAUCGUUUCAGGAAACCUCAUGCUUUUGCUGUUCCUGGCCAGUCAUACCAGUCCCAGCCGCGCCACCACGAUCCUCACUUUGGCCGGGUGACUCCUGUUUCCCCUGUGCAGCACCAGGCAGCUCCUGUCAGCAGUACCACCAAGCAAGAGGGCUUUGCUGUUCCUGCUCCUUUGGACAGCAAAGGAACCGGUUCCUCUCUCAACAACAGUCUGAGAUGCCGGAGCGUGAGCCCUGCUGUCCAUCGCCAGCGGAAUCUCAGUGGAAGCACUGUUUACCCUGUUUCAAAUAUACCACGCUCUAACCUGACACCUUUUGGAAGUCCAGUGACUCCUGAAGUUCACAAUGUAUUUGCUAAUAUCCAUGCAGACACCAGUGCCAAUAACAUAGCACAAAGAAGCCAGUCAGUCCCAUUGACUGUGAUGAUGCAGACGGCCUUCCCGUCUCUUCAGAAACAAACAAACACUAAAAAAAUAACCAAUGUGUUGUUAAACAAACUUGAUUCUGAUAGUGAUGAUGCAGUGAGAGGUUUGGGAAUGAACAACAUGCCCUCAAAUUACACGGCCAGGAUGAAUCUCACUCAGAUUUUAGAGACAUCCGCCGCUUUCCCUAGUGCCAACCCGCAAAAUAUGAUCAGUUCUAGCACUUCGGUUUAUGAAUUCCAAACACCGAAUUACCUCACAAAAAACAGCAGCACCGAUCAGAUCAGUUUUUCUUCCGGAGAUAACCAAGCACAAUCAGACAUCGGAGAGCAGCAGUUAGAUUUUAGCAGUGCUGUAAAAGACAUUUUAGGGGAGGACAGUCUGCCAACAAACCAGCAGCUGGUGAAUCAGGUGGCAUCAGAUCUCAAUAACGUUGCAUCUGUCUUUUCCAGCGACAUCAGGUUGUCUUCCGAGCUCUCAGGCAGCAUUAACGAUCUGAAUACUUUAGACACAAAUCUCCUGUUUGAUCCAGGUCGUCAGCAGGGACAAGACGAUGAUGCUACACUGGAGGAAUUAAAAAAUGACCCAUUGUUUCAACAAAUCUGCAAUGAAUCCAUUAACUCAAUGACUGCAUCAGGUUUUGAGUGGAUGGAGAGCAAGGAUCACCCUGCUGUUGAAAUGUUGGGUUAAUCUUGUUUUAUAAUAUGUAUGUAGCACACUGUAUCUAAGAGACAGACGUAUUGUAUUUGUCUUAAUGGAAGUGCCUCCUGCAGCAGAAACACCUGCUAUGUAUUGUGGCAUUUUUAAACAAGUUUGCUGUACCUGUUGCUCAUUCUUCAGCAGGGAAAAGGCAGUCUUACCAAUUUUGAACCAGUCUCUGAAGGUGAUGGGCUGUCAAGGAGCCUGUGUUAAAACUGGAGUUUUAUAGUGUUUCCCAUUCAACAUUUCUUACUGUAGCAAAUAAAGAAGCAGUUGAUAGCCAGCCAGCAAUGGCAGCUGUGGUUGAGGCUUUGGGAAGAUUGGAAGUCAGUAGGCUUGCCAGACUUUGCAUUGCUUGUUACUUAUUAGUAGAUGAUCCUUACUGACCGUUGUCUUUCAGGUUUGAAAUGCAGUGUGCCUGCAGAUAGGUAGGUGGAGGGGGUGGGUACAAGUGAACCAGGUGACUGACAUGCAGGUGCCUGAUCAUUGUGUAGCUGUCUUGAGCACUGCUCAGUGGUGAACUGUGGGCAAUCUCUGUAGCACUGGUGCCAUUGGCAUCGCUGGUAAAACACAGAGAUGGGGAAAAACUAAUAGGAACGAUCAAGGAAAAAGAUGCACUAAAUUUUUUAUUUAAGAGAAAUAAAUCUAUGUAGUUAUUUUAUCCAUUAAUAUUCAUGACAUACUUGAUAUUUUAGUUAUCGCUUCAGUGUUUUUAUAUUAGGUAAAAUUCCUGAGAAAAGAUUUUGAGCACUGAGAUUUAAUCUAGGUAUAACACCCUAUUUUAAAGUGAUAGGUACUGUUUAAUUAUUUAUCAAUGCUAGAUAAGGAACGUGAUACUUUCCCUCCUUUUUUUAAAGAAGAAGAGCUGCUGGAGCUCAUUAAAAUACUAUUUUUAAAGAUGCGUUGGUUCAGUUUGCUCUUUCCUAACCUGGUGGAGGCUGUAGGGGGAUGAUCUUUUCUCUGUCUUUUGGUAGGUUGAGCCUUUCUGGUUUUCUUGCUCUCUUUUUUUUUUAAACAAAAGAUUAUUAAAAUAUUAGAAAAUGUGGUUGAUCUAAAAAUAUUUCAUACAGAGCCAUAAUAUUGUCAGGCACUUUACAGACACACAGGAAGAAAUGAUCUUGCUUUUAAAAGUACUCACUGGUUUAGAAGCCUGAGUUCCAUUUUCAUAAAUGACUUGACAGGACUGGCGGAUCUCAUUUUUGUUUGAAGGUUGUUUGUUUACAGGUCCUUCCCGGACCCUCUGGAAAAUGAGAUUUAGACUUCUGAUGGACUAGUUCACCUGCAACAAACAAAAGACCUUUUGUUUUUCCAGCAUGGCAUUGGUCUCUGUAGUGGUCUCAAGAGACAGGUACUUAACUGGCCAUGGCCCUGAUGCUAGGAGGAGGACUUGCAGAGGCAAGCUUUUACAAAAAAGAUGGUGCUCUUAAGGGAUGCCAUCCCUUAAGCUUAGAAUAAAAUUGAUUUUCUCUCCUGUGAACUAACAUGUUAAACAGAAAGCAGAGCAGAAACAUUUUCCUCUUUUGCAUCACUUCUUUGAAUAAGUGAUCAUGGAUUUAUGAAGGGGGAGGCACUAUGAGCCCCCCUGGAUUUAUUUAAGGGGAAGAUGCUCAGAUUUUUCAGGUGAUCAGUGUUUUUUUAAGUGUCCUGGUGGUUUUUCUGUUCCUUCACUUUUUGCUGAUGACUUGAGUACUGGUCCAUUUUUUGGCGGUGCUGAUUCAACUUGUGCAGCUGCACUGGCACUUGCAGUGCUGGUGUACCAUGGCUUCUCUUGCUCUUGCCUCAAUCACCAGUCUAUGGCCUCUUCUGCAGGGACAAACAGUUGUGCCAAGCUGUAGCACCUUACGGGGCCUGAUUUCACUGUGCUUGCAUCUCAAGUUUAGCCGCUUUGUCAAGAACAAACUUGGAGAGUUCAGUACUCUCCUUGAAGCAUGUGGAUGUGUGAGUGUGGUUUGCUUUGUUUAAGACCAAGUUUUAAGUUUUAUUAAGGAAAUGGGGCAGAGACUAAAACCUGUAUGGUACCCUUCUGCUUGUUACCUUGCCAGGUGUCUGCCAGUAAGGCUUGAACCAUUUUUCUUGGAGACUAAAGUUGCUGAAGGCAGGGCUUGAGUUCUGGACCUGCCCGUGGCCUUUUGCCAGAGAUGUGCUGAACAUCCUCUUACCUUUGCUUUGUUUGGGUCGUUUUCCCUGACCCUGUGGGAAGUGUCAGCACUACUGUGAAUAGGCAAACCUACCUUCUGAUGGAGAGCGGCACGAGAAGCUGUGAGUGCCGACGCGGCAGCAACCCAUGUGUCUGCAUGAGCUGCUGGGCUGGCCUCACCUUUGGAUCGCUGAUACCGAGACUGAGGUGGGCUUGGGGGACACAAGUUUUUGCCCAGCUCUGCUACAGUAUUUUAAGAGCCUUUCUCAGAACAGUAGGAGCAGAUUUAAAGCUGAUGCGGUCAAAUUAUGCAGCCGUCACCAAAGGUUUUUAGAAGUGCGUUUGAAAUUAUUGUUAAGUAUAAGCAUUACAUUGGGCCUAAUGUGAUUUAAUUAGAGAAAAUACUCUAUAACCAGUGGAUUUGAAGCAAAUAUAUGUUUAAUUUAAGAAAUGUUCAAUUUGAACAAGGAUUGUUUCAAGUAAAAUCCAAGGCACAGCUUUGUACAUCGAUGUGUAUUAUUUUAGAGGUGUUUGUGUUGGUGUUACAAUUGAUAAUGUUAGGUCCCUGUACUUAGUGCUAGUUAGUUCUUUACAAUACAUUGAGACAGAGCACUACUGCACACCAAAGUAUGCAAUACCCAAAGGAAAAAAUCUGUGAUUCUAACAAAUGGAAGCCUGUCUUGUCAGACACUCCAAAACUAAAAAUUUGAGACAGUUCUGACCCCUUGUUUACAUUAUUGGCUUCCUCCUAACAUGAGAAAUGAAUUAUUUUGAUAGCAGGUUUUGCUAAAUUAUAAAAAACCUAGUGAAUUUGUACCCUGUGUACAGUAUUGCAGCAAACACUUUAAAUUGGGUUGGUUGGUUAGUCCAGCAAACUUUCUGGGUUCAUAUAUUGCACUAAAACUCUGUUGAACCUGUGGCAGGCACAUUCCUUAGGAUAAAUGCAACAAAUACGGCCCACAGAUUAAAGUAAAAAAAAAAAGGCAAAACAGAAAUAAAAAUGUUUUUAAUGUGUUUCAUUAUUAAAAGGCAAAAUGUCAUUAAAAGUGACAGGUGAAAUUGUCUUAUGUAGCAAUGUGCAUUGAUCUCAAUGAGAUAUUUCUAUUAUUCUCUUACAUGAGAAUAUUACAGCAGGAAAAAUUAAGUUUAGUUUGCUUCACCAUGUUAAUACAUGAUCACAAAACGUGCAUGAGUGUUAAUGACUUAAUCUUGUACAGUACUAGAUAUAUUCCUGUAACCACUUUUAUUUUUGUUAUUCUUUUGCUGUAUUGAACUGGUUCAGUGUUAACCAGGUGAGCAUAGUUAUUCACAAGUUAUUUACUUUUUUAUGUUAACUAAUUCAGCUUAGUUCUUGUUGAAUAUGUUCCUUUCUUGGAUUAUUUUUUAUUGUUCUGGUGUUGAAAAAAAAAACAUUUUUGCAUCAUUUUAUCAUGAUAAGAAUUCAUGAAGUAAAUAAUUUGCAAAUAAUUGCAAUAAGCACUGACUUCUGAACUGAAAAGAAGGAAAGCGUUUCUUGUGCAGUGCAUCUGAGGUUCAUAUAAUAGUCUUGUACUAUACUGUGCUUUAUUUACUGCACCAUAAGGAAACUAAAAUCCCUGUUCCACGUUUUCAUUUAGUGCAGGAAAUCCAGUUUCUCCCCUCUUCCCCAGUGUUUUAUUGUCUGUUGUACUGCUGAAACUACAGUAGUUGAAUAUUGCAGUAGCAUUUCAGUUAUUUUUUUUAUUGAAAGUGCUCAAAAAUUGUUUUUUAAAUGUUUUCAAAAACAAUAAAAACAUUUUAUAUUAAAAUGA
Molecule: messenger RNA, 8428 nt
Organism: Melopsittacus undulatus (budgerigar)
Lineage: Eukaryota; Metazoa; Chordata; Aves; Psittaciformes; Psittaculidae
Gene: RFX7
Product: regulatory factor X7
Exons: 8
Coding region: 365-4492 (1375 amino acids)
Biological process (GO): regulation of transcription by RNA polymerase II
Molecular function (GO): RNA polymerase II cis-regulatory region sequence-specific DNA binding; DNA-binding transcription factor activity, RNA polymerase II-specific
Source: RefSeq, a predicted model, not a curated record